AACUCAUAUAAACAAACUCCAUAGGAUAUAAUUUAACAACGUGCAUCAAAUAAAAAGUAUAAUAUAUUAGAAAAGGAAAAAAAAAAAAAAAGUCUUACCCUCUCCCCUUUUACUUUUUUAUUUUCUCUUUUAAGAGAAGGAUGAAGAAGGUUGUAAUAUACAUUUAUAUAUAUAUGUGUGUGUGUGUGUGUGAUUCAUCGUACUUGGUAGUGCUAAAUUAAAAAAAUAAAAUACAUUUGGAUUGUUUGUUUUUUUUACAACAAACUUUUAAAUUUUAUUUAUAUAAAUAAAUAUCACCCUUGGAAUUCCAAGAGCCUCCCCUUGGCCGUGAUGACUACUAACCUCAACCAAGAUUGGCCCGAACCCAUAGUCCGUGUCCAAUCCCUCUCCGAGAGUGGCUGCUCCGUCGUCCCUUCCCGUUACAUCAAGCCUCCCUCCGAUCGCCCUACCGUUUUCUCUGCCGCCUCUGCCGCCAUGAACAUCCCAAUCAUCGACAUCCACGGCUUCGCUCUAGACCAAGACGACUCCCUUCGACAAACCAUUCUUAGCCAAGUCUCCGACGCCUGUCGUAAUUGGGGUUUCUUUCAAAUCAUUAAUCACGGCAUCCGGGCUGAGCUGCUCGACGGUGUCCGCCGUGCGUGGUAUGAUUUUUUCAAAUUGCCAGUGGAGAUGAAACAAGUUUAUGCUAAUAGUCCUAAGACUUAUGAAGGCUAUGGUAGUCGCCUUGGUGUUCAAAAAGGAGCUAUUCUUGAUUGGAGUGACUACUUUUUUCUUCACUAUCUUCCUUCUCAUCUCAAAGACCAUACUAAAUGGCCCGCCAUGCCCGCCUCUAUUAGAGAAUUGAUAGAGGAGUAUGGGGAAGAAGUAGUGAAGGUAGGAGGAAAAUUGUUGAAGCUUUUAUCACUAAAUUUGGGGCUUCAAGAAGGGUAUCUACAAAAUGCAUUUGGAGGAGAAGAUGUUGGAGCAUGUUUGAGAGUGAACUAUUACCCAAAAUGCCCACAACCGGAGUUGACGUUGGGGCUGUCGUCGCACUCGGACCCCGGUGGAUUGACGUUCCUACUUCCAGAUGAUAAGGUGGCUGGACUUCAAGUUCGAAAAGACGAUAAAUGGAUUACUGUCAAACCAGCUCCUCAUGCUAUUAUAGUUAAUGUGGGCGAUCAAGUUCAGGUUCUAAGUAAUGCAAUAUACAGAAGUGUGGAGCAUAGAGUAAUUGUGAACUCAGAUAAAGAACGUGUUUCAUUGGCUUUCUUCUACAAUCCAAAGAGUGAUAUUCCAAUAGGGCCGGCAAAAGCACUAAUUACGCGAGAUAGGCCCGCGCUUUAUUCCCCAAUGACAUUUGACGAAUACCGACUUUUUAUUAGGACGAGAGGUCCUCAGGGUAAAUCCCAAGUAGAUUCACUAAAAUCGCCAAGAUAACUCAUGAUUUCUGUGCCAUGUAGAGAGAUCAGAAUCAGCCUCUCAAAGUCCCUUUUGUUUUCUUUGAUUUUUUUUUCCUUUUUAAUUCCUUUAAAUUUUGUUUACUUGUAAAUCCACUCCAUCGAAAAGGGAAAAGGGAAAAGUGAAAAGGGAAAAAGGAAAAAGAAAUAAAUUAUCCAAUUAGUCCCACUAGAUCAUAAAAAUGUACAUCUUCUAGUUUGUACAUCUAAAAGGGAGAAGAGAUAUAUAGGGAAGAUAUAAAGUAAAUUAUGUUGUUAACGUA
Messenger RNA from Cucumis melo (muskmelon), 1699 nucleotides. RefSeq names its product jasmonate-induced oxygenase 2-like. NCBI's taxonomy places the organism in Eukaryota, Viridiplantae, Streptophyta, Magnoliopsida, Cucurbitales, Cucurbitaceae. The transcript has 3 exons. The record is from RefSeq and is a predicted model, not a curated record. The coding region runs from base 331 to 1416 and encodes 361 amino acids.